GCCCGGGCACGGGGCGGGCGGGCGUGAGGCGUGCGGACGAAGUUUCUCCGGCGGGGAGGGAAGGACGCGGCCCCGCGGCGGCAGCCCGGCUUUGGCCAUGAAGAGGAAACAGAAGAGGUUUCUGCAAAUGACGCUGCUCUUCACCGCGGCGCUGAUUUUCUUGCCCGACAUCGGCCUCUGGUCUCUCUACAGGGAGAAGCACCUGGUGAAGCCGGCCGAGCCCGCUGAGCCUCAGACAAUUCCAUUGGGGCUGGGAGAUGGACAGUUGUUCACCUGGACUGAUGGACUGAAAAGGAAGGAUUGGCACGAUUAUGAAAGUAUUCAAAAAGAUGCUAUGCGUUCAGGGAAAGGUGAACAUGGAAAGCCCUACCCUCUGACAGAGGAAGACCAUGAUGAUUCAGCUUAUAGAGAAAAUGGCUUCAACAUAUUUGUUAGCAACAAUAUAGCACUGGAGCGGUCUCUGCCAGACAUCCGACAUCCUAACUGUAAGCACAAGGUGUACUUGGAAAAGCUACCAAAUACCAGCAUAAUUAUCCCAUUUCAUAACGAAGGCUGGACUUCCCUCUUGCGAACCAUACACAGUAUUAUCAACCGCACUCCAGACAGCCUCAUCGCAGAAAUCAUUCUUGUGGAUGACUUCAGUGACAGAGAACAUUUAAAAGAGAAGCUGGAGGAAUACAUGGUCCGUUUUGCCAAAGUGAGGAUUGUACGUACCAAGAAACGAGAAGGGCUCAUUCGGACCAGACUGCUAGGAGCCUCGCUGGCUAGAGGAGAAGUCUUGACAUUUCUGGAUUCCCAUUGCGAAGUCAACGUGAAUUGGCUGCCUCCCCUGCUUAACCAGAUUGCACUAAACCACAAAACCAUCGUGUGUCCUAUGAUUGAUGUCAUUGACCACAAUCAUUUUGGCUACGAGGCACAGGCAGGGGAUGCCAUGCGAGGAGCUUUUGACUGGGAAAUGUACUACAAAAGAAUCCCGAUUCCUCCUGAGCUCCAGAGAGCUGAUCCCAGCGACCCCUUUGAGUCUCCUGUGAUGGCUGGAGGUCUAUUUGCCGUUAACCGGAAGUGGUUUUGGGAGCUGGGAGGCUACGAUCCAGGAUUAGAAAUAUGGGGAGGAGAGCAGUAUGAAAUCUCCUUUAAGGUGUGGAUGUGUGGAGGUGGCAUGUUCGAUGUUCCAUGCUCUAGAGUUGGGCAUAUCUACAGGAAGUAUGUCCCUUAUAAAGUUCCUUCUGGAACCAGCCUAGCGCGUAACCUGAAGCGUGUGGCGGAGACAUGGAUGGAUGAGUUUGCAGAGUACAUUUACCAGCGACGGCCCGAGUACAGACAUCUCUCGACUGGUGACAUCUCCGCCCAGAAGGAACUUCGCAAGCACCUGAAAUGUAAAGAUUUCAAGUGGUUCAUGGCUGCAGUGGCUUGGGAUGUCCCCAAAUAUUACCCACCUGUGGAGCCUCCACCUGCUGCCUGGGGGGAGAUUCGAAAUGUGGCAGCCAAUCUCUGCGUGGACAGCAAACACGGAGCCACGGGGACUGAACUGAGGCUAGACAUUUGUGUGAAGGAUGGCUCAGAACGGACGUGGUCACACGAACAGCUGUUCACUUUUGGCUGGAGAGAAGACAUCCGUCCCGGGGAGCCACUUCACACCAGGAAGUUCUGCUUCGAUGCCAUCUCUCACAGUAGCCCUGUCACACUGUAUGACUGUCACGGGAUGAAGGGGAACCAGCUCUGGAGCUAUAGGAAGGACAAAACUUUGUUCCAUCCGGUAAGCAGCAGCUGCAUAGAUUGCAACCCAUCUGAAAAGAAGAUUUUCAUGAACAGAUGUGAUCCUUUAUCUGAGACUCAACAGUGGGUUUUUGAACAUAUUAAUAUGACUGUUUUAGAAAAAUUUAACAGCAAGGCCAGUUCCUAGGGAAAGCAAAAAGAUGAACACACCCAGUCGCACACAGCCUGCAGACUACGUUUUCGCCAGCAUCUGGGUCGAAGGAGUCAGGAAUUAAAUUUCCUAGAUCCAGGAAGUCUGUUCUAAGGAUUAAGAAAAUGCCCCAGCAAGAACCAGCAGGCUGUCCUUGAGGAUGUACAGUAUCUGAAGAACUUGGCUAGGAGCCUCACCGGAUGCUGCUGAGAACUUCAGGCUGAAAAUUCCCUUGCUGGUCAAGGGAAAAUUUUGUUUAAAAACUGUUUAAAAGUACUCCAAGUUAAUAAAGUAAAACAAAACUCUAGAGUUUCUCAGGUCUAAUCCUGCUGUAGCGAGUAGUUCAGAACAGACGCUGUGAUUUGGGACGGGUAUAUGGUGUGCAUGACAGCUACAGGAACCUGAAGAAAUCCCAGGUUUUAGAACUAAACAUGCUGGUGGAAGAAUAAUGAUGUCCCAGCACUCCCUAGACAAGAUAUAUGCUCUGUUGAUAUUCUCAUAAUAAAAGGUCGGGUUAAGCAGGUUUAACCCUCAGAACUGCUGCAAUUAAUUUUAAAUACCUCCCUUUUACAUUCCAUUCAUUACCAAAAUAGGAAUGGUAGAAAUCUUAGGGUCUAGAAUUACACUGUAGCGAAGCAUGAAAUAAACUGUAAGGUUUUGCCCUCACAUUUCUCCCUUCAGUUGGGAAAAAAAAACAAAAAAAACCCAAAAAAAAAAAACGUAAAGCAA
Molecule: messenger RNA, 2635 nt
Organism: Gallus gallus (chicken)
Lineage: Eukaryota; Metazoa; Chordata; Aves; Galliformes; Phasianidae
Gene: GALNTL6
Product: polypeptide N-acetylgalactosaminyltransferase-like 6
Exons: 12
Coding region: 98-1903 (601 amino acids)
Cellular component (GO): Golgi apparatus
Source: RefSeq, a predicted model, not a curated record